UCUAUCUAUUUUUCUUGCAUAUCAAUUCUAAUAAGAAAAAAUGAGCCGUUUUGCAAUCAUCGUCGUUGUUUUCUUGCUCUUUGUCUCGAAACCAGCGCUAUCGGUUCCUACAUGCAAAGAAGUAGUCGCCGAUAUCGCUCCAUGCAUCGGCUACUUGCAAGGGAACGAGCCGACAGCUCAGUGCUGUGCUGGCAUGAAGAAACUGAGCGGUUUGGUGAAAACGAAAAAGGAUAGAGUUGCCUCUUGCAGCUGUGGGAAACAAGCACUUUCGAGUUUUAAUUACGACGCGAGCCGCCUCCCUCUUCUUCCUCAGAAGUGCGGUGUGAAUUUUAACAUGCCUGCAAUUGACAAGAACUUCGAUUGUUCCAAGGCUUGAGUGAAGGUGUAAUGGAGAUCAAAAUUAAGGGACUUUUGUACUAGGAAGGUGAAUAAAGAAAGUUCCACUGUAAUAAAAAUUUGAGUUCUUGAAAAGUUGGGACUUGGUUUAUUUUAUGUACUGAUCAUAUAAACUAUUGAAAUAAAGGGUUCUUGUGGAGGAAUGAUUGCUGUUUUGUUGGUUGUGUAAUAUUAAAAAAAAAAAUUAUUCA
This is a messenger RNA of Erythranthe guttata (spotted monkey flower), 587 nucleotides long. RefSeq names its product non-specific lipid-transfer protein. Gene Ontology annotation, molecular function: lipid binding. Gene Ontology annotation, biological process: lipid transport. The record is from RefSeq and is a predicted model, not a curated record. Lineage: Eukaryota; Viridiplantae; Streptophyta; Magnoliopsida; Lamiales; Phrymaceae.